GCGGGGGCGCGGGAGCGGGCGGCAGCUGUCGCGCAGAGCUCCUCGCUGCGGCCGGGAGCGUGGCGCUGCCGGCGCUGCUAUGGCGCUCUCCGCGGCGCCCCUCAAGGUCUGCAUCGUGGGCUCGGGAAACUGGGGUUCUGCAGUUGCCAAAAUAAUAGGCACUAAUGUAAAAAAACUGCAGAAAUUUGCCUCUACAGUGAAGAUGUGGGUCUUUGAGGAGAACAUCAACGGGAGAAAGCUGACAGACAUCAUAAACAAGGAACAUGAGAAUGUGAAGUAUCUCCCUGGAUACAAGCUUCCAGAUAACGUGGUUGCUAUCCCAAACCUUAAUGAAGCUGUACAAGAUGCAGACUUGCUGGUUUUUGUCAUUCCUCAUCAGUUCAUUCAUAAAGUCUGCGAUGAAAUCACAGGGCGAGUGCCUAAGAAAGCUCUUGGUAUAACUCUCAUAAAGGGAAUAGACGAAGGCCCGGAGGGACUCAAACUGAUCUCUGACAUUAUCCGAGAGAAGAUGGGAAUAGACAUCAGUGUGCUGAUGGGAGCUAACAUUGCCAAUGAGGUGGCAGCAGAGAAGUUCUGUGAAACCACAAUAGGUACUGUUCCAAGUGGCAGCAAAAUCUUGGAAAAUGGCCUUCUCUUCAAAGAACUCCUGCAAACCCCAAACUUCAGGAUCACUGUAGUAGAUGACGCAGAUACUGUUGAGCUCUGUGGUGCUUUGAAGAAUAUCGUAGCAGUAGGAGCUGGGUUCUGCGAUGGCCUCUGCUGUGGUGAUAAUACCAAAGCUGCUGUUAUUCGCCUUGGCCUGAUGGAGAUGAUUGCCUUUGCCAGGAUCUUUUGCAAAGGCCAGGUGUCUACUGCCACUUUCCUGGAGAGCUGUGGAGUGGCUGAUCUCAUCACAACGUGCUAUGGUGGCCGGAAUCGGCGUGUGGCAGAAGCCUUUGUUAAAACCGGAAAGUCUAUUGAAGAAUUGGAGCAAGAAAUGUUGAAUGGUCAGAAACUGCAAGGACCACAAACCUCUGCAGAAGUGUACCGCAUCCUCAAGCAGAAAGGAAUGCUGGAGAAGUUUCCUCUGUUCACUGCUGUCUAUCAAAUCUGCUACGAAGGGAAGCCUGUCAGAGAGAUGAUCUCCUGCCUUCAGAGUCAUCCAGAGCAUAUAUAAAGCCAGCCAGGCCAUGGCGCUACUGCAGCUUUCCGCCUUUCAAACUUAGACGUGGGUUCAAGUGGAUGUAUCAUGCUUCAUUCAAAGCUGCUGGCUAGGCAACAGCCACAACGUGAAUGUUUCUUCCUGGCUAUUGUUCUGUGUUACACAGCCUUGUCUCAAGCAGCCUGCAGUGUCAGCUUGGUGCGGGUCAUUUCACCGUCUCAUGCAACUCGGUUUAGAUCACGAUGCAGAAGUUGCUCUACCUAUCUUGUGUAGACACACAAGUGCCCUGUGUGUGUGUUCCUGUGACAUAAACCACAGUGUUCUCUUCUCCCUUGUGGAGGCCUAGUCAAAGAUCUGUUGCACACAGUGGUUUUGGUGGGGGCUGAGCCAAGCCUGUAGCUGAAACAUCAGGAAUCUUUCUGUUAGAACUUGGGUUAUUACCUGCCUGGGAUGAUAUUAAUCUAAGCCACGAGGAUGCAAAGCAAGUGGUAGCAGCUAUUCAGGGGCCUGCAGGGGUAUUUGAAUUAACUCUGCUGAAGAGUGCUUUGAUUUUUGAAGGGUUUUUAAACUACCAGACUCUUGUGAAACUGAUUUCUAAGUGAAUUUAAACUUUUUAAUUACACUGUUUUAAAGGGAAUAGACCAGAGGGGGAUCACUACCUCCCCUUCUGUUUUUUAAUCCUUGUGGUUUUGUAUUUCUCUGUUGCUCCUUUGCCAUUCCUAAACGUUAGGCUGUUCUGGAACCCUGUUCUCCAAAACAAGAGGGAGAUGUUGACCAGGGAAUUCUGAAUGCUGGAACUUAGGGUUCGCUUUAGUGUUACACCUGUGGUUGUUCUUCACUGGUAUUGUUUGGUGGAUGGGAAAGGAUACUCUUGGAUGUCUCUUGCUCUAAAAUCAUCACGCUGCUUUUCUAGCUGCAAAGUGUUCGUUCGACACAACACUGGAAGGAACAUCUGGGGAAUUCCCUGGCUUGUGCUGUCAAAAGAGUGAUCUGCCAGUAUCUGGACUGCAUUCAUUUCAGUGCCUGACAGUGACUGACUCAUCAACUGGACUUUGGUCCUGAAUCAGCCACCCCAGCGAAAAGGAGAAUUCGGAAGUUAAUCUUUCACUGGACAAGACUUUAAUGAGUGCUGGACAAAGACCUUUGGAGUCUCCCAGAAAGUUCCUCAAAGGCACCUGUCUCUUUUAUACCCCAGGAAUCUCACCUGUUUCUUUUUCAGGCACCUUUGCUUUUUGAGAGAGAGUAAUUUAAUUUAUUGUUGGAGAAUCUGUGAUUUUGUGGAGUUUGGAGGUGAAGUUGGCUUGAUUGGGAUUCUCUAGCAUCGACCUCCUGAAAAACAAAAGAGAAGGUAGAUAAAUGAAAUCUGUCUUGCUUGUCUUGGAUGUUAAGCUCUGAUUCUUUUGGUGAAAUAGAUGCUAAGCACAUAAUGAGUGGACUCAGUCUUGCAGCUGGGAAGCAAGGGCUAGCACUGAGAUUCACAGAGCUCAGCAAAAAUGCCCAUCAGCUCCGAAUUCCCACUGCAAACCUCUGAGCAGGAUCAGAACUGUCAGUUGCUGAUCUCGGUGGUGUUUUCAGACCAGAAAUUGUAGCACAAGUCCAUCUUGAAACAUGGAGUUGUCAUUCAGAGCUUGCUAAAACAACAGCAGUGCCUGAGAAUAACGCAAUUGAUACUGAAGUAGCCCGGAUCAGUCUGACACAGGUGAGCCUUCCAGCAGCUCUGUGUAGACAGAAGGAUGCUUCAGCUCAGGGGGAGCAUUUCUUGUGCUCCUGUCGUGCUUUUAAUUCAUUUUCAGAUCUGCUGAAUGUUAUCAGCUAAUCACUGAUACCAAAAGUUGUUCUUGCCUUAUUUCUGAUUUCAUGCUGAAUGGAAUCAAUGACUUAGAAGUUAAAUGUUGCCAUUGAGGAAGUCCCAGGUGGAGCUGCCGCGGAGCCAGCUAAAAGGAUGGGUCAGGAUGGGAAGCGCUGUUGCGCUAACGCACACGUGGAGCGUGCACUCCUCCUUACUGCCUAACUCUCAGUGUGUCUGCUGAUGCUUUGCAGUGCUUUCUUUAAUACCAGGCUGGUCUGCUUUGCCUUUGUGUCUGUGUGUCUCUCUGUGGAAACCUUUUUUACAUGCAGCAUGUAGAAGAGCAGUGUUUUGUAAGGGAAAGGGCUAUAUGAGUUCCACGUGCUAGAUUGAUAUCCAUGUUAAGAGUAUUUCUUUGCUAUUGCAGUAGUACUUCUGCCUCUGAAAGCCCCAAACCUUAAUUGCCCUGCUUUUCUACAGAAGCCUGUUCUAAGGCACAUCUGGUUUUUGUUGCUCAGUUCUUUCCUUCAGUGUGUAGUGAUGCUAUUCCAUUUUGAGACAGAAAGCAAAGGUUCAUUCACUACAGUAAUUUCAAUUUCUAUAGCUACUUCUUUACCAUUUGUAUUUGCUCUUCAGUGCUCGAAAACAUUCAGCUUGGCUACAGGUAAUUUUUCCCCACUUAAUAUUUACUGCUUGUUAAAAGACUGUGGUGUGAUAUACUGGAGCUGAGUUAGUAGAAUCCUGUUCUGCAAACACUCCAUUUUGCCUAGCACUGGGGUAGUCUUACUGAAGACAUUUAAGCCCUGUGUGAGGGGUCUUAAAUCUGGCACUAAUUCUUGAUUUGUGAAGAUUAAUUGAUACAGAAGGAAUUAUCUGCUAAUGCUACACACUCAGCUUGCCCUAGACGUGUACUGAUCGUGUUUAAAGAUGGUGAAUGUAUACUUACUUGGAGAGUUAUUACAAGUAAAGGUUUUUGUUUUGGGAA
Molecule: messenger RNA, 3912 nt
Organism: Pogoniulus pusillus (Red-fronted tinkerbird)
Lineage: Eukaryota; Metazoa; Chordata; Aves; Piciformes; Lybiidae
Gene: GPD1L
Product: glycerol-3-phosphate dehydrogenase 1 like
Exons: 8
Coding region: 80-1156 (358 amino acids)
Biological process (GO): carbohydrate metabolic process; glycerol-3-phosphate catabolic process
Cellular component (GO): cytosol; glycerol-3-phosphate dehydrogenase (FAD) complex
Molecular function (GO): protein homodimerization activity; glycerol-3-phosphate dehydrogenase [NAD(P)+] activity; NAD binding
Source: RefSeq, a predicted model, not a curated record